Messenger RNA from Cylas formicarius (sweet potato weevil), 2809 nucleotides. Its product is annotated as dynein regulatory complex protein 11-like. NCBI's taxonomy places the organism in Eukaryota, Metazoa, Arthropoda, Insecta, Coleoptera, Brentidae. The record is from RefSeq and is a predicted model, not a curated record. Gene Ontology annotation, molecular function: ATP hydrolysis activity; protein binding; ATP binding. The transcript has 11 exons. Bases 37 to 2652 code for a protein of 871 amino acids.
CUUGCGUGUUUUUCUUAAUGUUCCCGUUUCAAUAUCAUGUCGUUUGAAUACUAUACAAAGUGGUGGAUAAAGUCUCGUAAAGAUUUGGAAACUCUAACGCAACAAGAUGAGAAAGCUCGGGACAAAUUUAAACAAACAAAGGACAGAAAUUUGACCAGAGACUUGAUUGGAGGAUUGUAUGCUAAAUAUUGCAUGCUUGUACAAAAUUUGAUUACUUGUCUCGACCAACUUGCCCAGCCGCAAAAAAGAAGCACCAUUAAAAAAAUUGUAGAUUCAGCCGUUAUAAGAUUAAACGAACUUCACGAUGCACUACGAAAUAUCGAUAUCUCGGAGUAUCAUUACAUUGACGGUAACCUUAUUGAACUAAAACUGGUUCCGUACGAUGUGGAGAUUCUUAACCCUCGGAUUUUCCAUCAUAGACCUUUAGAUAUUGAGGACAUGUUGCAGGAAUUUAAGAAAGGGACAACAGUAUUAACGAAAAUUCCUGAGGAUGCUACGUUUCAAGAUGAAAAAGUUUUUCCCGAUGAAGGAGAUACGAAAGUCAUCUUCAAAACUACGAAAAUGUCGGAAAUUCAAAAAACGGUUGCUUUUGCAAAUGAAAGCCAUGAGAAAAUUGAUCAAAAGAACAUCAAGUACUUUAUUAAUUUGAUUCAAACGGCGGAAAGAGCAAGGCAGGCAAGAGUAUAUUUUUUCGAAAAGAAUUUAAAUUUAAAAAGGAGAAAGAAACUUAUGAUGCUUGGGGCUGACAUAAUUCCACCAGCUCCGCUUGCCCUUCAAACCGUUGCUGCCACAAAAAUACAAAAGCUCUGGAGGGGAUACCGAUCGAGAAAAUAUUUGAAAUACAGAGAGGAUCAACGAAGGCUCUUGAUUGGUAUGACCGAAUCGAGUUGCAAAUCCAAAAGGGAGUUCGAAAUAUUUGAGGAGAAUCUAGAAAACCGCCGCCGAUACGGACAACAGAAAAUCAGGGAAUAUAUUCAAGCAAUUGAUAGAGAAAAAGCGAGAAUUUUAAGGGUCGUAGCUCCGGGUUUGUUCGAGGAUAUUGAAGAUGAAAUAAGAGAAUGGUUUCGACGAUGGUUUUCAAUUGCAAAAACGUUUGACAACUAUCCGUCCGAAGAAAAGGGAGGCACGAUAUUAUUGGUGCGUGGUGAAACUCUUACACCGGAAGAAUAUAUGGAAGAAUACGAAAGAAAAAGGCGCGAGCAAAUAAAAUCAGGUGGCAAAGAUAACCAACGAAAAAAGAAUGAGAGGGAACAGAAAACGAAAGAGGAGAAGAAAAAAUCUGAAAAUAAAAGAAAAAAAGAAGCGAGCAAAACAAAAAAGAAACAUCCCGGGGAGUUUGAAUAUCAGUUUGACGAAUCCCUCUCGAAAGAUCUCCGAAAAUUAGGGGAAGAAGAAUACAAAGUGCUCUGGAGUGAAAGAAAUGAGCGCGAUAAUCCUGAAGAAAACCCGUACGUUGAUCUUAUUACUGAACAACAAUGCUAUGAAACACAGCUGGAAGUCAGGAAGGCUGUUGAUGAGAUUAUGAGAAUGGAAUUGGACGUUCUUCAAGAAGCACUCGCUUUUGAUAAACGUAAAAAAUACAAAAAGAAAAAGGUCAAACGACGUAAAGGCAAGAAAAAAGGUAAAAAAGACCCGACAGCCCAUCGGACUGUUGAAGAUCUCUUUCACGAACUUGUAUCGAACAAAAUAAUUCGAACGUAUCCGGUCGCUAAGUUGGACGAAUUUAAGGGGGAUUUCAGCUACAAAAACAGCGAACUGAGGCAAAUUGAAUUGGACCCCCCCGGGGCUUUGCUCGAUGUUCGGCAGGCGAUUGCGUUAAAUUGUAUUCUUCCUCUUGGUGUUGAGGCAAUGAAAAAGCCAAGAUCCGUUUUAAUAGCUGGUCCCAAACAUAGUGGCAAACACUUUCUUGCAAACGCAAUUUUAACGCACACUCAAUCCGUUCUAUUUGAUUUGUCGCCUGAAAUUACCGCUGAUAAAUAUCCCGGAAAUAAGGGUUUAACGAUGCUAAUACAUCUCGUUACGAAAAUGUCGAAAUUGCUUCAACCCUCUAUUAUCUUCUUUGAUGGCGCCGAAAAGAUUUAUUACAAGAAGGUACCGAACCACGAAAAACACCUGGAACCCAAAAGAAUCGGGAAAAGGUUGGUGAAAGGUAUCGUCAAAACAAUUAAACCCGAAGAUCGCGUUUUGGUGCUGGGUAUAACGGACGUCCCUUGGUUAGCACAAACUGGUAGAUUGAGAAACGCAUUUGAGCGGGUGAUUUUGAUUCCAAGGCCAGAUUAUAAUAGCGUUUACCUAUUCUGGAGAGACUUUUUAAAUGCGUUUCCUUCGGUAGACAGAAAUUUCAAUUAUACCGCAUUAGCCACAGUCACAACUUAUUAUCCUUACAAAGUGUUAAAGGAAGUUGUAGAGAGAGUAUUAACUCCGAGAAGGAUUAUUCAGCUGAAAUUCAAUCCCCUGAAGGCAGAAGAGUUUUACGAAAUAUUAGUCUCGGAACGAAUUGAGCCAAUUACCGACAAGGAGUAUCAAAAAUUUACAAAAUGGUACGCUAAGACAUCAUUAGGUAGAGAAAGGGCACAAUUUAACAAAUGGGUAGAGUCCAAGAGAGACGCGGAAGCAAAAGCAAACGAAAAACAACAAAAGGGAAGAAGAUAAUUCACUUAUUAAAGGCGCUAACGCUUUUACGACUCUGUUCGGACUGAUUCGUUGAAAGUAAUAUGAUUUGUGGAAGUAUUUUUUGCUGCUUGAACACGGCCGUUGUCGAAAAAUAAAGGAUUUUUUCUCUUUAUUUUAGCUAUGUGUACGAAAUCAA